AUAAAAUGCUGCCUGAAGUGGUAUUCGUAUUGGGAGCGCCUGGCGCCGGCAAAGGCACGCAAUGCUCGUUCAUCGCUAAAGAAUAUGACUUUGUGCAUCUUUCUGCGGGUGAUUUACUUCGAGAAGAACGUCAGCGACCUGGUUCAGAGUACGGGGAGAUGAUUGAAGAAAAAAUACGCAAUGGACAAAUAGUUCCGGUUGAGGUUACGUGCUCGCUUAUCCACAAGGCCAUGAUGAAUUCUGGUAAGUCGCGUUUCCUCAUUGAUGGGUUUCCACGGAACAAAGACAACUUGGAAGGAUGGGAGCGCGCCAUGUCGGACAAGACGAAGCUAUUAUUCAUUCUAUUCUUCGAGUGUUCUCGAGAUUUGUGCACAGAGAGAUGCCUAGGGCGUGGCGCUGCAGGCAGCGGCCGCUCUGAUGACAACCUCGAAAGCUUGCAAAAGAGAUUCAACACAUACUUACAUGACACAAUGCCUAUCAUAAAGCACUAUGAUCGAAAAGGUCUUGUACGGAAGAUUAAUGCUGAAGUAUGCCCAGAAGAUGUAUUUGAUUGUGUCAAGAAGGUAUUCCGUGAGGCUGGUUUGGAAAAGAGAAUAGCUAACUAACUUUCUGAUCAUUUUUAGGCAAUAAGUAGUUGCAAUGGUAGUACUAAGGAAUUAGGACAAUAUGUCCUCUGUAAUAAUUCCUAAAUUAAUUGUCAGGUAUAUGACAAUCUGUAAAGCUAAAAUGGGCAUGGUAAAGAAUACUUAAACUGAUUGCUUUGAGAGUUUGAAUUCAUGACAAUGUAAGUAGUUAUCAAAUGUGAUAAGAUAUGCGAUGACGAUGUUGGCUAUGUAUACUAAUAUCAUUGUCUAAAAAUAUAAGCUAUGGUUAAUGAGAUUAUAGACAAAUAUGUCUUAUAUGGCAAGACCAGCGAUAAGUGUUUCUGAAACUUAACAUAAUUGAGCAUC
Molecule: messenger RNA, 950 nt
Organism: Hyposmocoma kahamanoa
Lineage: Eukaryota; Metazoa; Arthropoda; Insecta; Lepidoptera; Cosmopterigidae
Gene: Dak1
Product: UMP-CMP kinase
Exons: 1
Coding region: 6-605 (199 amino acids)
Biological process (GO): CDP biosynthetic process; UDP biosynthetic process; 'de novo' pyrimidine nucleobase biosynthetic process
Cellular component (GO): cytoplasm; nucleus
Molecular function (GO): ATP binding; UMP kinase activity
Source: RefSeq, a predicted model, not a curated record